UUAGUUAUGGACCUGCUUUUACGCUCUUUCGUAAAAGACAAAAUGAGGGAACUAUCCCAAGUCGACCAGCCAGUAACUGAAGCUAAAGCAUCAAAUAGCAAACAGAUAGUAUAUCUGAGUAACGAUAGUAGCGAUAGUGAAAAUGACAAUGAAUCGAGAAAGAGUUCGAAAAAAAGCAAAAAGAAAAAACGCAAGAAGGAAAAGGAUAGGAAAAGAGACAGGUCGAGAUCUUCGUCUGAAAGCGACGUAGAUGAUGAGAACUCGAGUCACAGCGGAAAACGGAGAACCAGUAGACAUAAAACGUCAACUAGCAGGCACAAGGACAAAAGUGCGAGUAAAGCGAAAAGCAAAUCGAAAUCAAAAAGCGGUUUCUACGAAGAAUACGAACAGGUUAAAGAUCUUUUAGAACACAUGGGAAAUGGAUUUAUAAAAGAAGAAUUGCCUAUAAGGACAGACGCCUAUGUGUACCGUAGAAACGGUGACGAUUCUCGAUCCAGAAAUCGAAGUCGAAACAGAUCAAGGUCACGUGAUCGAAGCAAGAAAAAGCAUGACCGGAGCCGAAAAGAUAAGCGAGGAAGCUCGUCAGACUCUAGUUCGGAACGAAAAAAUAAGUAUAGCAAAAAAGAUAGCAGAGCAGAAGUUAAAACGUAUAUUUUGCCUCAAUUUAACACCAACGCCUUUUCUGCUAGUUUCAACACUGCGCCUCCCAAACUAACUAACAGCUCUAGAACUGUGCAUUCUAAUGUGAAAGGUACGACAACUACCAAAACCGUUGAGUAUAAGUCGAAAGCUCCGAAAGAAGAUCAGAGUAUUGAAAGCUAUGUUAAAAUGUGUCGGCAAAUCGCGAAAGAUGAGACAGGUGAAAACGGCUCGGGUUCUCAAGACGAACCGACGAAUGUUCCGUGGGUCUCGGAUGACGAAGGACCCGAAGCUGCAACCGGUGCCUGGCGGAAACAAGACUUCGUUGUCAAACCAGCGAACCGAAUCAUUCAACUUAACAUUCCGAAUGCAACUCAGCUACAGAUGCCAGUAUACAAAACAGGCACCGAGUUAAGGGUGCAAUUCCCGGUCGGGUCAGGUGAAGAUCACAGGGAGCAUAAUCAAAAAAUAGCCUGUGGAAAAAUACCGGAAUAUGACCCGAAAGCCGAUAUUGUUUACGAAGAGGAAACCUUUAGAGCCGCAGAGCCAGCUAGACGGCCAGAUAUCAACAAACUAAUGCGCGAAAAAGCAGCACUAACUAAAGCUCUUGAAGUUAAUCCAUACGACGCAGGUUCCCUGAUUAAAUUGCACAAACUAGAGAAGAGUAUUUUUGAGUGGAGCAAACCAAUCAAGGAACCAGGCAAGUUCACUGGAACCACCAAAGUCCAGGUUCUGAGUCACAAACAGCUGGAAGGAGACGAUCACGGAGCCGGUGCCUGGGUUAGAAAAGAUAUGUUCAAACGUCUGAAUAGGUUAAAUGAAACUACAGCUGGCCCAGGAAAACGUUUGCUAGAAAAGAUGGGCUGGAAGCCAGGUCAGGCUCUGGGCAAAAAUAAAAAUGGGUCAACUGAGCCUAUAGAUUUGAAUUUUAACCUUGACCGAAAAGGUUUAUGUGGCAGAGAUGAAGUUAUCGGAACUGGGCCUCAGUAUGGGGCACUUGCGGGUCUUCAAGGCCGUCAUCCGGUAUCAGUUCUAGAAGAAGAAUGUAGAAAUAAAGGUUGGGGCACACCCUAUUACGAGCUCGUUUCAGAAAGUGGUCCUCCACAUAAAAGGAUUUUCCACUUCAAAGUGAGAGUUAAUAACGUUGAUUAUAUUCCGCAUUCGGGAAGCAACAGUAAGAAACAAGCGAAAACUGACGCGGCUGCGGGUGCACUUUUUGCCCUUGGUUUGAGUUGAUUGGAAGGAAAAUACUUCGAAAUUUUCAAAUUGAUUACGAAAUUGAAAAUUCUUAAAGAAAAUUCGAGGCUGUUCAGAUUACUGAAAAACAGUUUUAUCUCAGUUGUAGAGCAAUAUCUCUCAAAUUCAAUCUACAAAUCGAGCCAGAUGUGACGUUUAUCGCUCUCAAAAAUUCGUCUUUCCUGGCUCAAUCUUGUUACGGUUGAAGUUUACUUCAAUUUGUUUCUGUUGGAGGCGAGUUCAAGAAAACCGAAGAAUAUGGAACGAGGUGGCGCAGCUGGUGGCGCGCGCAGCUUGGAGGCGCGUCCGGAAAAGGGAAAUGAACUUCAAAUAUUUCUUGUUUAGAAUGUAUAUAAUUUUGCAAUUAAAGUUGGAAUAUUU
Molecule: messenger RNA, 2256 nt
Organism: Symsagittifera roscoffensis
Lineage: Eukaryota; Metazoa; Xenacoelomorpha; Acoela; Convolutidae
Product: protein SON-like
Exons: 2
Coding region: 7-1875 (622 amino acids)
Biological process (GO): regulation of mRNA splicing, via spliceosome; regulation of cell cycle
Molecular function (GO): RNA binding
Source: RefSeq, a predicted model, not a curated record